This is a messenger RNA of Nanorana parkeri, 1192 nucleotides long. RefSeq names its product sialidase-3-like. The transcript has 2 exons. NCBI's taxonomy places the organism in Eukaryota, Metazoa, Chordata, Amphibia, Anura, Dicroglossidae. The coding region runs from base 4 to 1161 and encodes 385 amino acids. Gene Ontology annotation, biological process: ganglioside catabolic process; oligosaccharide catabolic process. The record is from RefSeq and is a predicted model, not a curated record. Gene Ontology annotation, molecular function: exo-alpha-sialidase activity. Gene Ontology annotation, cellular component: lysosome; cytoplasm; membrane.
AUCAUGAAGGUCACGCAGCCAGAAAAGACGCUCCUAUUCAAGAAGGAGUCCAACGGCUCUGUCUUCCGCAUUCCCUCUCUCAUCUACAUCAAAGAAGCGAACAUGUUUUUGGCAUUUGCUGAGAAGCGCAAAAGUGAGAACGACGCCGCGGCAGAAUACCUGGUGAUGAGAAGAGGAAUCUACAAGACAGGAUAUGUGACGUGGGAAGGUACCCAAAGUCUGCAGGAUCUCUGCCUGAAGAAUGAACACAUGAUGAACCCGUGCCCCGUCUAUGAUGAGACCAGCCAAGUUCUCUUCUUAUUCUUCAACUCUAUACCCAUUGGGGUCACGGAAAAUUACAUGAAGAAGUGGGGAAACUCCUGCAAACUCUGCUACGCCACUAGCAAGGACUGUGGGAAGACAUGGAGCUCAGUGAUCAAUAUAACAGACAUCUUAAAUGGCAUCAAUAACAUGGCUACUUUCUUCUUGUCCCCUGGCCAUGGCAUCCAGACAGAUUCUGGAACAUUGGUGGUCCCUGCUUAUGUCUACGUCGCAAAAUUCUGGUGUAUUCAGUACUGUUGCACAAAGUCCCACUCGUUGUACCUCUAUAGUAAGGAUGGGGGUGGCAGGUGGAACGUAUCGGAAAGAAUCGAAAAAUUUGAGUGUGGCGAAUGUGAGAUGGCAGAAAUAGUCUGCGAAGGUGAACAGAAGAUGCUCUACUGCAAUGCACGAACCCCAUCCAAGUACAGGGUGGAGGCACUGACACUGAACGCCGGUGGUGAAUUCAAAAUGUCUGACAAAAGUCGAAAGCUGAAAGACACCGCGGAUGGAGGAUGCUCCGGGAGCAUUGUAAGCUUGCCAGCGAUUGUCCAACAAGGUGAGGAAGGCGGUCACUGGCUCCUGUAUUCUCACCCUGCUAAGAAAGACCGCAAGGAGCUUGGCAUCUUCUUAAAUAAAUCUCCUCUGUCAUCAGAAGCUUGGUCCAAGCCGUGGGUGAUUCAUGAUGGCCCAGCAGCUUAUUCUGAUCUUGCCAAGUGCCACGAGGCCAACACCUUCGCCAUCUUGUUUGAGAGUGGGACACAGAAUCCUUACGAGGAGAUCAAUUUUUGUCUUUUCACUGUGGAGGAUGUUUUGCAGAACAUCAAUAAGAAGAAAAGCUUCUUCUCCCGAUUUACGAAAUAAAUGGAAUGUCAGGCAAACAUGUUUUUUACUC